AUGGCACUGUUAGAUGGUGAAAUGAAAACUGUUUUAGACAGGAAUGACACUUCCCAGGAUGAAAAAGCAAAGCUCUACAGUCAGAUAUUAGAGAACUACCUUCAUUUCAAAGGGAAGCGAAAUGUGGAAAACACUGAACCAAUCCCUGUGCAAUUGUCGGAAGAAACAAAAAUGGGAACAAAAGUCAUUAGAACCACAACGCCAGACAAUGUUGAAAGACAAAGUGUGGGGGAUAUUAUUGAA
Paramuricea clavata is the source of this 243-nucleotide messenger RNA. Lineage: Eukaryota; Metazoa; Cnidaria; Anthozoa; Malacalcyonacea; Plexauridae. The record is from the annotation of a GenBank genome assembly.